Trichosurus vulpecula (common brushtail) is the source of this 2017-nucleotide messenger RNA. RefSeq names its product synaptotagmin like 1 (gene SYTL1). Lineage: Eukaryota; Metazoa; Chordata; Mammalia; Diprotodontia; Phalangeridae. Gene Ontology annotation, molecular function: neurexin family protein binding; small GTPase binding. Gene Ontology annotation, biological process: intracellular protein transport; exocytosis. The record is from RefSeq and is a predicted model, not a curated record. Bases 211 to 1965 code for a protein of 584 amino acids. Gene Ontology annotation, cellular component: plasma membrane; exocytic vesicle. The transcript is spliced from 15 exons.
CCUCGAAUCUGGCUGCCCUGCCUUCGCUGACCAACACAACAGAGGAAUUGGGGUCACCCACAGAGCUCCCCAUCCUGGAUCCUGACAGGGAAAAGCUGCCCACAGGCAGCCUGGAUAUUGCCACCAACUGAUGUUACUGAGCGUGCCUAGGACAUCAGAAGGAUCCCUCUAGCACUACUGGUUCUGGGGGCUGCUCAGCCCUGCCAUCCCAUGGCGUAUGAAGUGGAGGGAGAUACACUGCUGGAUCUCAGCUUCCUUACCGAGGAGGAACAGGAUGCCAUCGCCAAUGUCCUGAGCAGGGAUGCCCGUCUGCGCCAGCUGGAGGAGGGAAGGGUCAGCAAGCUUCGAGCAUCACUGGUGGAUCCUGGGCAGCUAAAGACCCUGACAGGCGAUUGGUUCAGAGAUGCCCGCUCCCAGCGGCACCGCCAUGCCCGCCUGGGCUCUGACCUUGUUCGAGCCUCCAUCCGCCGGAAGAAGAGGUCCAGGGGUGAGCCAGAGCUGGGGAGUGAAGGAGAGCCUGAGGAGGAGGAGGUGGGCUCCAGUCUCAGGCUCUCCUUGGAGGUGCCCACCCCAGAAAGGGGCAGUGAAGCUGAGCCUUCCUCUUCUCUGUCCUUCCAGGUUCCAGCCCCAGUUCCAACUGAGGAAGAGCCAGGCUCCCAGGCCCAGGCAGCUCCAGGUCCUGACCCCAGCUCCGGUGUAGACGGCUGGGAGAAGGAUGAAGUGGUGGUGGGAAAGGAGAAACAGGAAAAGGAGGAGGAAGCGAAGGAGGAGGCUAGAUCCAGAGAGGUCCAGGAAGCGGAGCCGGAGCCGGAGCUGGCGCCAAAACCUGAGCAGGAGGUGAAGGGGAAGGAGGAGGAGCCCAACCCUCCCCUGGUCCAGGGUGAGCCGGAUCUCCAAAGCCUGGAGAACGGGGAGGAGGAGCCCUUAGGUUCCCCAGGGCGAGGUUCUGCUCCCCGCUAUAGUCGCAUGCUGAGCAGUAGCUCCUCAGUGUCCAGCCUCAGCUCCUCCACGCUGAGCGGCAGCCAGCUGAGCCUGUACAGCGAGGGCGAGGCGGGCGCGGUGCCCGUGCGGGGCUCCAUCCAGUUCUCGCUGCUCUACCAGCCGGUCCCCGGGGAGCUGAGGGUGCAGGUGAUUCAGUGCCAGGGGCUGGCCCCGGCCCGGAAGCGCCGCUCGGACCCCUACGUGAAAAGCUACCUCCUCCCAGACAAGUCCCCGCAAAGCAAACGCAAGACCACGGUGAAGAAACGCAACUUGAACCCGGUGUUCAACGAGACCCUGCGGUACUCUGUGGAGCAGUCGGAGCUUGGCGGCCGCGUGCUCCACCUUUCCGUGUGGCACCACGAGAGCCUCGGCCGCAACCUUUUCCUGGGCGAGGUCGAGGUGCCCUUGGGCUCGUGGGACUGGGCUUCCCAGUCAGCCUGGCUGCCCCUGCAGCCCCGGGCCCCGCCUUCCCCGGACGGGCUCCUGAGCAGGGGGCAGCUGUCUUUAGCCCUCAAGUUCAUCCCAGCUGGAGCAGAAGGCGCGGGGCUCCCUCCCAGUGGAGAGUUGCACUUUUGGGUGAAGGAUGCACAGAACCUCAUCCCCUUUCGCUCGGGCCCCGUGGACUCUUACAUACAGUGCUCGGUGCUACCUGAUGACAGUCGAACCAGCCGCCAAAGGACAAGGGUGGUGCGCCGCAGCCUGAGCCCUGUCUUCAACCACACUAUGGUCUAUGAUGGCUUCGAGUCUGCUGACUUGCAUCAGGCCUGUGCGGAGCUGUCCCUUUGGGAUCACGGCACCCUGGGCAGUCGCCUGCUGGGGGGCACCCGCCUCAGCCUGGGCACCGGCAGCAGCUAUGGGCUUCAGGUGCCAUGGAUGGACUCCACCCCUGAGGAGAAGCACCUGUGGCAGAUGCUGUUGGCCCGGCCCUGCGAGUGGGUGGAUGGGCUCCUGCCUCUCAGAACCAAUCUCACACCCAGGACGUAGCUGUGCCAGUCCCUGCCAGGUGCUGGGGCAGGAGGGGAAUCGGACAGGGACA